AUGUUAUCUACAAGAGGAAAAGGUUGGGCGAAUUUCUACUUCGCCCAUGGCGACUUAAACAACUACCAUGCCUCGAGCAAUCCAACCGGACCUGUGAACUUCUUGUUUGCCGAAAACUGGCUUGUGCAUGAAGACUUGACCGAGUUCGUCAAUACUCAUAGCCAAUUCGAUCCGCAACUAUGCGCAUAUGGCGAAGGAUAUACUGGUACGGUACGGCUGCGAGCCGCCAUGGCAAAACACUUGAACGCCCACUUCAAACCAGCCCACGAAAUCGAUCCGGAGGAAAUCACCUUCGCGGCUGGGGUAACGGCUUUGAACGAAGCUAGCGCGCUACUCACCUGCAACCCUGAUAACCAGGAGGCUAUCCUUCUUGGCGGGCCUGUCUAUGGAGCCUUCUCUAGGGACUUGACUAUGAGAACUGGCGCAAUCCUAGAGUACGUAGAUGUUGGGGACACAGAACAGUUCUCACCGGAUUGCGUCGCAGCCUAUGAGGCAGGCUUCGAAGCCGCGAAGGCACGCGGCAUUAACAUCAAAGCGCUGUUCAUCUGUAACCCUCAUAAUCCCCUAGGACGAUGCUAUGCUCAUGAGACAUUAGUUGGGCUUAUGCGUUUAUGUGCAUCAAAAGGUAUUCAUCUAAUAAGCGAUGAAAUAUACGCCCUCUCAGUAUUCCGUCGAAAUGACGGUCCGUCUGAGGAGUUUACUUCUGUACUGUCCAUCGACCCUAGUGGAAUCAUUGAUCCUGCUCAGGUGCAUGUGCUUUACGGCAUGUCAAAAGACUUUGGCGCUGCUGGAAUGCGACUAGGCUGUCUUAUAUCUCGAAACAAGGAAUUCACUAAAGCAGCUCGAGCUAUAUGUUGUUUCUCCUCGCCCUCCCAAUUUUCAAUGGACAUCGCCGCCAAAUUUCUUGACGAUCAAGCGUAUGUGACGAAAUUCCUUGAGAAAUCGCAAAAUCUGUUGCUUCAGAAUCGUUUGAUAGCCGAAGAUCUCCUUAAUCAGGCAGGUGUCGGUUUUCAUAAAAAGGGGAAUGCCGGUCUUUUUAUAUGGCUUGACUUAGCCCCCUUCUUACCAAUAGGGGAGACUGAUGGGGAUGUAUGGGAAGCUGAAAAAUUACUUUCUCAACGUUUUGAGAAGGCAGGCGUUGCAAUGUCAACAGGAGGGCAGUACCACGCUCCGAAGCCUGGCGGGUUCCGCCUCGUAUAUUCCUUUCCGGAGGACGCUCUUCGAGAAGGCAUUAGGAGAACAGAAGUGGACGCUAUGGCUAAUAGACAGCUUAUAGACGAUCUAGGUCUGAACUGGUCGACAAGCCAGAGAGAUGAGUUCCUUGCCAAUGUUAAGGUAGUUGAGCUACCAAAACUUGAAUCGCCACAGCCGCCAACUCGUCCUUUUUUUGCGGGAACUCCUGAGGAAAGGCACCAAUGGCAGGAGUAUUGGGGGGAAAAUCCACUAGGGGAUCCUCGCUAUAACGAAGGAUUGUGCUGGGAAACCGUGGACUUUGACACUCACCUUCAGUAUAUCGUACCACAAGAAGAGAGCGUUAUAUUUCGCGACAUUGAAACUAAAGAAACCGUUCUUGUAGUUCUUCGUGACUUCAUACCUGACGAAGACCUUCGAAAGGUAAUGAUGAGAGUGUGCCACGGAAUUGUCAAGUGUCAUCAGGAUGACACGCGCGAGGACCCAGGGAUGCUCUGCCAAGUUGGCUAUACUUUUGGCCCACAAAGUGAUUCCCAGGUUCGACUGGCUGCGUCUUGUAUCAAGUUGAAUGCAGAUGAGGAAAUAAACGGAGAGACCGAGCUAAACAAUACGGCACAGGGCGUGGCUGGAAUUGUGUGGAACUUGAUGAAGUCUCGGUUCCCCCCUGAGACUACUGCUAUGUACAAUGAUACUAUUCACGAUAGCGACUUCCCUCGGAUGGACAUGGUGAAUAACGAUGAAACCUUCACGUUUAAAGUAGGUGGUGAAGACGUCACAUUCGACACAAGUGAAGACGGUUUAGAACUACUCUCGCCAUCGGAAAACGGGGCUAUUUAUUAUGCGCGGCAUACACAUACAGAGGUGAACGGCAACUCUUGGAUUGUCGCUUGCACCCUCAAGGCCCCUGACGAUACUAACACAGGGGGCAAUUUUUACCUAGCAUCGUAUGGCAUUAUGGUGCUUCCUACUACCAACACAGCACGUGCAUGGCGUCCUUUAGACUAUCAAGGCACUUCACUUUACGAGAAGGAGUCGAGUCCUGGAUAUCAAGUAGGGGUUGAAGCUCGUAAGGAUGGAUAUUUAAACACCGAGGUAUUCGAAAUCUUGAAAUCGCUCAAGGCGGCUCGGAAGAGGUCUAAUUGGCUUGACGAUAGCCGUAAAUGGAAGGUAACAAAGGCGGUCUCGCCGAAAGCUAGACCACUGAAGGUACAUUCGCCGAAGUUGGGUCUAUUAGAGACCACGGCGGAACCCAAGUCGCCCCGGUAUAAAUUACGCCCGAGAACUACGAAGCCUAAUUACCGUGUUGACUUGGAAGCUUCUGACUUUAAAAUUCUCCCACCACCCGACGUAAGCUCCCAACCGCAACCUACCUGGAAUUAA
Daldinia childiae is the source of this 2571-nucleotide messenger RNA. RefSeq names its product 1-aminocyclopropane-1-carboxylate synthase-like protein 1. Lineage: Eukaryota; Fungi; Ascomycota; Sordariomycetes; Xylariales; Hypoxylaceae. The record is from RefSeq and is a predicted model, not a curated record. Gene Ontology annotation, biological process: biosynthetic process; amino acid metabolic process. Gene Ontology annotation, molecular function: transaminase activity; pyridoxal phosphate binding. The coding region runs from base 1 to 2571 and encodes 856 amino acids. The transcript is spliced from 10 exons.